Molecule: messenger RNA, 7683 nt
Organism: Fusarium proliferatum ET1
Lineage: Eukaryota; Fungi; Ascomycota; Sordariomycetes; Hypocreales; Nectriaceae
Product: non-ribosomal peptide synthetase
Exons: 3
Coding region: 1-7683 (2560 amino acids)
Biological process (GO): amino acid activation for nonribosomal peptide biosynthetic process; secondary metabolite biosynthetic process
Cellular component (GO): cytoplasm
Molecular function (GO): phosphopantetheine binding; catalytic activity
Source: RefSeq, a predicted model, not a curated record
AUGAAGCUCUACCACCACGUUGAGAAGCAUGGGGACUUCUUCCUCCCCUACCAAGACGGUCUCAGUCUCAAGCCUAUCGAAGCCCUGGUGAAGCACGAGAAAGACAUGGGCUUUUCCGAUGUUGAGACUGUCCUUCCUGCGACAGAAGUCCAGAAGGAUAUUCUUAAGGAGGAUGUCCAAUGGGCUGAAGCAGUGCUCUUCACUGGAAAGACCUCUGCCUUAAGCUCUGAGAAAGUCCUUGAUGUAUGGAGAUCCUUGGCAUAUCACUAUAUAUGUCUUCGAUCUUGCAUUACCAAUGGACCAACGCCAAAAGUCGUGGUCCAGCGAUGCAUCGAGCCUGUUCAAUGGCGCCGCCCUGAAAAAGGGUUUGAAAAACUUCAUCGAGGCUCAGCAUUCCUGACGGUUGAAGCCAACAACCGUUCUGACGAGAUCAAUCUCGUCCUUCACUUCCAUCGGGCCCUGAUUGAUACAACCUCGCUUCACACGCUCAGACUCGAUUGUCUUCUUCAAAUCCAUGGUAUUCCUGGUAUCGAAAGCACUGGCUUUACCGCAUACACACGAUACCUCGCACAGAAGCGCAAGGACAUCGCCUCAUCCAAAACCUUCUGGUCCAAGACCCUUUCAGACAUUGCUCCCCAGUCAAUCUUUGGUCUUGAACCUGACGCUUUGGAUGGUUUCAACCAGGAUAGACACGGUGUCAGUGCUGUGAUCCAGGGCGCAGAGCUAGCAACGCUAAAUAGCCUUGAAAAGUCUCGCGAAGACUCAAAGUCAUGGCGCCAGACGUUCCUUGAAGCAAUUUGGGCCCAUGUCUUGAGCGCCCACUCCGACUCUGAAGAAGUUCUUUUCGGAACUGUGCGCCGAGACGCAAACUUUGUGGGCGCAGACAAUUGCGUUGGGUGCCUUGACCAGACCUAUCCCGUCCGACUGCGCGUUCCCACUGGCGAAGAUGCAACUUUCUCUGACAUUUGCGACUCCCUGGACAAUUACCAUACGGAAGCCGGUCGUCACGCAUUCGUCGGCUACACUGGAAUCGAAGAGCAGGCAACAAAUGGCAUGCUGAUCGAAACAGCCGUUAGCUACAGCCCGACAACCAACACACCUUGCAUCGCCCCAAGCUUGCGGAAGUUCCCCGUCGUAUUGUGCAUCAACGAUGCCAGCGUGUUACAACUCGCUAUUAAGUGCACAACCAAGAUCCCACUGGAGAAGGUCGAAUUGGUGUUUAGGCACUUUGUUUCGGCGAUCUUCAGUGCCGCCAAGGGCUUGAGCGCAGUGGACAAGUUCCCUCUAUCCGACAUCCAGCUCGUCUCGGAUGCUGAAAAGCGUCUCAUUCUAUCACGAUCCGUCAGCACCCGAAAGGUGCAAGCUACGACUAUUCCUGCUUUAUUUGAGAAGACUGCGGCUCAAUACCCUCAACGAGUCGCAGUUGAUUUUCAGGGCGACGCUAGCCUCACCUUCGCCCAGCUUAACAGCUUUUCCAACCAACUCGCGAGGAGGCUGAGGCUUCAGAAGGGUGCUGUCUAUCCGAUCUUGGCUGACAGGUCUCUAGAGCUGGUCGUGGCUAUCCUGGCGGUUCUUAAGGCUGGGUCAGCGUAUACUGUGCUUGAUCCAGACUUCUCAGUCAGUCGCCUCGAGCAAGUCGUCAGCGACUGCAAUGCAGCAGCGGUUCUGUCCACUCGCAGAUACAUGAACAUGCUCCCCAACACUGUCAAUAUUGAACAGGAUUACGCGCGACUACGUACUGAUGCCGCAGAGUCACUCGACAAUACUGAUGGUAUUGGCGUACACGUUGAGCCGCAAGACCGCUGUUACAUCAUCUACACAUCUGGUAGCACAGGAAAGCCCAAAGGUGCAGUACUCACUCAUGAGGCCGCCACGAGUGGGAUGCAGCACCACUCUCUGAACGGGCUGAACCGGUGGCUUCUCUUCUACAACCCAAGUUUCAGCGCUGCUCAACGUACCAUCUUGAGUACUCUUGUUAACGGUGGAACACUGGUGCUGGCACCCAAGGAAGAACUCACUCGGGAUCUCGCGGGAGUCAUUAAUCGGCUUUCGGUCGAUGCCCUCGGAAUUACUCCUUCUGCCCUCUCUCUUUUGUCGCCCAAGGAUAUUCCAAGUCUCAAGAGUAUUACCCUCGUGGGUGAGCAGACUCCUCAAGAGCUUGUGAACACUUGGUCUUCCGUCAAGGGUCUUACACUGAGAAAUACGUAUGGCCUCAGCGAGUGCACGCAACUCAACUUUGGAAGACCGUUGGCCGCAGUGGGUGGUCAAGUCCCGAACCCUCGCAUACUGGACCCGCCAAUCGACACCACGAGCGUCUUCAUCCUUCGUCAUGGUAGUACUGAGCUCUCACCACUGCUCGUAUUCGGUGAACUGUGUCUCGCCGGUCCACAGCUCGCCCAAGGCUACAUCAACGAGCCAGGACUGACUGAAAAAGCAUUCGUCGCGAACCCAUUCGGUCCUGGAAAGCUUUACCGGACUGGUGAUAAGGCUCGAUGGCUUCCCAAUGGUCAGAUCGAGAUUGAAGGACGUGUCGAUAUGCAAGUCAAGAUCAAUGGGCAAAAGGUCGAGCCUGCCGAAGUCGAUCGUCUUCUAGUAUCGCUUGACGUGAUCAAGGGAGCUGUGACGUUUUCUGUCAAGAUGGAAGAUCGUCAAAUCCUGGCCACUGGUGUUGUUCUCGAUGACGGAUCUUCUUUCAGAGAUGCUGUCAACUCGGCGAGGAACCAUCUUCGUGCCAACCUACCAGUUUUCAUGACGCCAACUCUUUGGAUUCCCAUUGAGUUGGUUCCUAGAAAUGGAAACGGGAAGCUCAACUAUCACUUGCUGCGAACUAAGGCAAAAGAGCUCGGCUUUGCUGGCUUUGCCAAGCUCAUGGAGCUGGGCGACGAAGAGAAUAUGGACGAAAUCCUCAACGAUGUUGAACAAAAGAUUGCAUCAGUAUGGGCAGAAUCUCUCAAGAUUGACCGAUCUGUCAUUCGUCGAUCUCAUUCUUUUACCGACCUUGGCGGGACUUCCAUUGAGGCCAUCCGGGUUGUGUCAGAGCUACGCGAGCACGGUCUAGCGACUGAACUCGGUGACCUGUUGGCCUACACCUCUCUCAGCAACAUUGCAUCUCGAUCUCAGACUGUUUCAAUGGAGGAUGAGCAAGACCCGAAGCCCUUCUCACUUCUUCAGGACGAGAAGCUGCUUCAAGACUUGCCGGUGAGCGGCGAUAUUAGCGACGCCUAUCCUGUCACACCCUUCCAAGAGUCCAUGCUGGUGUCAGUCAAUUCGCCCUCAGAUCCAUACACCUAUUCUCGGGCUUGGGAUGUAAGUCAUCUGGAUCUCACACGCCUGAGGGACAGUUUUGAGCAGGUGUUCAGGUCUCGUGACAUCCUGCGUACCGUGUUUAUUCCAUACAAACAGUCUUUCGUGCAGACCGUGAGGACUGACGUGGAGCUUCCAUGGUUUGAGACCCGACAGACUUUAGAGGCUUUCCAGCACAGUGGUAGUGUUCAUCACUGGGAUAUGGAUAAGCCUCUCUGGAAGGUAACUAUUACGUCAGAUCAAGCUCUGGUCGUGACAAUGCAUCAUUCACUAUUUGACUUCUGGUCUCACGGCUUCCUGUAUGACGAUGUCGCCGCAGUCUACACCGGUGCACUGGUUCCUCACCGUCCAAACCUGAGCCGAUUUAUCCGAUACUUGCAACGAGAGCCUUCUGCUAACAGCACCUCAUUCUGGUCUGAGUACCUCCAAGGUGCUGAAGUGCUCAAGCUGAACAGCAACCAGCUCUACAGCAGCAGCAAACUCGAGUUCGACCUUGGAUAUAGUCUGACUGCACGCGCCAGAAGUGUUGGGAUGACUCUCGGUGCAGUCGUCUACAGUGCAUGGGCCAUCAUUCUCUCCCGGCAGAUGGGAUCCAACGACAUCACUUUCGCAACCACUGUUUCAGGCAGAGAAGCUCCUGUCGUUGGCAUCAAUGAUCUCGAUGGACCUACCAUGAGCACUGUUCCACAGAGGAUCAAGCUCGACACUGAAUCUACCCUCCGAGAUAUCGCUCAGAAGACAGUAGCCUCGUUUUCUCAGCUACUCAAGCAUUCUCAAGUCGGUAUCGCCGCAGCGCUGAAAGCAGGCGGUAUUGGUGCACAAGACAUCGACACUCUCGUCAAUAUCUUGAUCGAUGCCAACAAGACCGAGAGGCCAAGAAAGUCCCACGAGAUCUUCAAGAUGCGUGGUUCGCGGCCUCAAUGGGAGUCUGGACACGGAAUGACUGUUCUGGAGGUCCAAGAGUCAUCAGGACAGGGCGACUCCACCAUUCUCCGACUCUCAAGCAACAUAGAUCCUCGACGCUUAGGAUUCAUCAAGGACUCGUUGGUAGAGUUGCUAGGGAUUUUCUGCGAGAAGCCUGGUUCUAUUCUUUCGUCUACCAACAUCAUGGGCGCUGCUGAAUAUGACCUCGUCUUCAACCAACUUUCUAAUCGGGCGACACUUCGAGUCCCAGAGCCUGAGUUUCUUUACAGCGCAUUCAAGAGAAUUGCACAAGAGGCUCCAGAUGCUGUCGCGAUUGACUUUAACAAUGAGGAUACUAUCUCUUAUCGAGCCCUCGACAAACUUGCGAAUCGUUUUGCUCAUGCCCUUAUCGAUGUUGACGUACAACCGGGUGAUCUUGUGCCCAUCAUGCUUGACAAGUCAGUUGACAUGAUGGUCGCAAUUCUGGGCACAAUGAUUGCUGGAGCAGCAUACGUUCCUUUGAGUCCCGACAAUCCCACAGACAGAAACUCCUACAUUGUGUCUGACACCUCAGCAAAACUCAUUGUGGUUCAUCCCGCGUACGUAGAGUUUGGCGAUCAUGUCAAGAAGUCACUUGGGGUUGAGACGCUGGUAAUGAAGGGCUACGAGGAUUUGAGCCCGAAAAGCUCGCGUGGUGAGGAUACAGACUCUUGUCCCAUUGUCAACCAUACUCCAGCCAAUCUCGCCUAUCUCAUCUACACUUCCGGCAGCACAGGACUCCCCAAGGGUGUCAAAGUUCCGCACAGAACCGCUGCAGCUGCCGUCACAAGCAUGAUACAAGUCGAAGGCCGUAGCCAGGGCGUUUGGAGGACUUUGCAGUUCGCCAACUACGUAUUCGACGCAUCGGUUCAAGAUUUCUUCAACACGCUCAGCAGCGGCGGCACACUAUGCAUGGCCCCGACAGACGUUUUGCUUUCUGAUAUUGCAGGCUGUAUCAACCGAAUGGAUGUCCGUCAGGCUAUCAUCACACCAACGGUUGCCAAGUUGCUCAACCCGGCAGAUGUCCCGCGAUUUGAAACACUCAUUGUUGGAGGUGAGCCGUUGACCUCAGACGUCAUCAGGACUUGGGCGCCUCACUGCAAGAUCUUGAACGUCUACGGACCAACUGAGACAUCGAUGGUGGUAACCACCAAGCGAAUUGAGUCACUAUCAGAAAACCACGUUGUCGGCAAUAUUGGUGCUCCUUUUGAUACCGUCAUGGCAUUCAUCCUUGAUCCAAACGGCGAGACACUGCAGCCUUACGGUGCAGUUGGAGAAUUGUGUAUUGCUGGUCCUCAAGUUACAGAUGGUUACGUAAACCGUCCUGAGCUGACGGCUGCUGCAUAUGUUGAUAGCGCUAAGCUUGAGGUUCGUAUCUACAGAACUGGUGACUUGGCACGAUGGCUACCUGAUGGUGAGAUCGAGUGUCUUGGCCGCAAAGACAACCAAGUCAAGAUCCAUGGUCAUCGCAUUGAACUUGGGGAGGUUGAAAAUGCCAUUCGGAACUCGGGUCUUGUCAAGGACGCGAUUGCUGUGGCUGCCAAGGUUCAUGAUAAAGUUCACCUGGUUGCCUUCUGUACCUUCAACGAUGAUACCACUGCUGGAAUGAAUGGCACUGGUAUUCUCGAACCUUCCACCAUGAGAGAUACAUUUACGAGCCUGCACGAGAAACUUGGAUCAUUGGCGACUUAUAUGAUUCCCAAGUUCGUCAUUCCCAUGAUCGAUUUCCCGAAGCUGCCUUCUCGCAAAGUUGACCGCAAGGCAUUGAAGAAGAUGUUGGAGGACCUCGAUCGGGAUUUCUUGUCGCAAUGUGUGCUUGAGUCUCCCAGCCAAGACCACGCAGUCGUGCCUGUAGAGACACUCUCUGAGAUUGCUUUGGAGUCGGUUUGGGCGGAUAUCUUUGGCCUACCGACCCAUCAGAUUGGACGGGAGGCAAACUUCCUAGCCUUGGGAGGUGACUCUAUCACGGCAAUCAGUCUCACUGGCCAUCUUCGCAAACUGGGAUAUCACCUCACAGUCCUCGAUAUUCUCCAAUCUCCCAAGCUCAAGGACAUGGCUUCUGCCAUGCAAAAGCUGGAUACUGAAGCUGUGGGCAAGAAGAGGGUUUUUAACGUCCCCGAGAAUGUCAAGAUGGCCAUUGAAAGCACUGGGCUUACAUGGGAUGAUCACGUUGAGUAUGCAUACCCUUGUCCACCCGGCCAAGCAGAGUUCUUGAAGCAAGGCGCCCGAGACUCUCAGAUGUGGGUUCUUCAGACCGUGCGGCGCAUGACUGGUGUCAUCGAGCCUGAUGCCUGGAUCAAAGCUACCAAGCAACUAACUGAAGCCAAUGACAUCUUACGAACGACAUGGCUAGAGGCAUCUUCCGGGAACUGGGUAGGAGUUGUCCUUCGCGACACAAAGCUUAACAUCACAACUGUCGCCGUGGACUCGGAGGAUGAGAUGCCCACUUUUCUCGAAGACUUCUGGCGAACACGCUUUGAGUUCGGUCGCCCCUUUAUCAAGUACGCCAUCAUCACUCACGGAGACUCAUCCUGGGACUUGGUCAUCAAGAUGGACCACGCGGUAUACGACGGAACUCUGUUACGUGUCUUUGAUCAACACUUCGAGAACAUUCUACAAGGAAAGCCUUUGCCUCCUCGCGUGGAGUUCCGCGAUUUUGCUCAACACGUUUUUGAACAAGACAAGUCCAAGGCACUUGAAUACUGGAAGAACAAAUCUACACACGCUGGGCAAUCAUCUCAGGUUUUGAAGGGUCAAGAUCUCGGGGGAGUGAGUGAGCCUCGAGUCACCGCCAGUAUCAAGAUGAAGAUGGAUACACGUGGCAUUGAGCACGUAGCAAGGAACUAUGGCGUCACUCCAAGUAUCAUAUUCCAGGCUGCCUUCACUCUUUGGUUGGCUAGGGCGACGAAGAGUGAUCAUGUUCGCUACGAUUAUCUCCUCAGCGGACGGAACGUGGCACUUCCGGAUCCUCAGUCCAUCAACGGAACACUAGCCAAUUUCUUGCCGAUCUGGACAGGAACGAACUCCACAGAAAAGGUCUCAGAUCUUCUCGCGAGGUUACAAGAAGACUUUUGGGCUGUCACGGAGAAUGGGUUAGUUGGACUCGACGAUAUCUACCAGACCCUGGAUGUGUCCCGCGCGGCUCAUGGGAACAAGGUCUUGUUUCUUUCGCAGCCAUUUGACCCUGUUCCCUUGGAUGAUGCAACAACCCGCAAUCGAUGGCUUGUCAUGGCCAAGUCAAAGGUGCGGAUGUAUCAGCCAUAUGCGCUUGUGGUGGAGGUAUCGAAGUCUUUUGGGGAUAUUUCGAUAUUGAAAGUCAUGUACGAUGAGAAGGUGUUUGAUCAUGGGAUGGCUGAAGCAUUUGCUUCUGAGAUUACUGAGUUAGUAUCGGCUAUGAUAAAGUGUGAGAAAAGAAGUAUGACCGUUGAGGAAGUUUAG